AUGACAGUAAAAUGCCCAAAACUAGCAAAAGGAAAUAAUGACACAGAAAAAGUGCGGUUUGUUUUUCCAGAUGAAAUAUUCUCUGUGCAUACUGGAAAAGAAAUGCUUGUGGUUUUGCUGAAUGGAAAAGUAUUCAAAAAACAAGAGCGCACAGCAGAAAUAACAGAAAUCCCAGAAGACAAGAGAUAUGUUGAAAUAUUUGAUUUGAAGGAAGUUAUCAAACACACAGAAACAAUAGACAAGAAAGUAUAUAUAAUUACGCCCACCACACUUUAUAGAACAAGCAUUUCAGGUGAACAGGAAAAAGAGAGCACUCUUUAUACACUACACAAAGACGAUUUCUCCAAAACAUGUGCGUUUUCAAUAGCUGAAGACGAAAGUAUGAUGGUGUAUGGCGAUUAUGAAGGAAAAAUUACUGUAAAACAGGAAGACAGCCAGUAUGACUACACCGAGCACGAAGAUGCAAUUGUUGACAUCGUAAUACUUAAAAGAGUAAUAUUCACAGCAAGUGAGGACGGAAUGCUUCUUAAAACAAAAAUAGGAGAAACUGAGCCAAAAGAUGCAUAUGAAAUAGGAAAGCCAAUCCGAUACUUAGGCAAGUUAGAUAAUAAAAUGGUUAUUUUAGAUGCAUAUGGAACUCCAUAUGUUCUAAGCAAAGCCAUAAACGACUUAAAAAAAGAAAAAAAGCUGAUAAGAAAGAUAACAGAUGUGCAAAAAAUACAUAAUUCUCUGUAUGUGUCACACAACAACGAGUACUAUAGAAUAACAACGUACAAAUCUGCUACUAGAAUACAGAUACCUGCCAAAAGAAUAGAUGGCCUUUUUGUUUAUAAAAACCAACUAUACUUUUAUGCAGGAGAGGAGGUCUCCGGCUGGGAAGUGAAAAAGCCAACAGAGCUCGAGGAGUUUUUUGAAGAUUUAUAAGAAAAAAGUGCUAUAAAACAUGCCUAGGUAUAAAUAAAUCAUACACAACAUCAUAAUCUACUUAAAAUCAUCUUUAAACAGCGAGAAACUGCAUGAAGAUAUACAUAAUAUUUA
Nematocida parisii ERTm1 is the source of this 1038-nucleotide messenger RNA. RefSeq lists its product as uncharacterized. The transcript has a single exon. Lineage: Eukaryota; Fungi; Microsporidia. Gene Ontology annotation, molecular function: protein binding. The record is from RefSeq and is a predicted model, not a curated record. The coding region runs from base 1 to 924 and encodes 307 amino acids.